Chaetomium fimeti is the source of this 8394-nucleotide messenger RNA. RefSeq names its product cell morphogenesis N-terminal-domain-containing protein. The record is from RefSeq and is a predicted model, not a curated record. The coding region runs from base 135 to 8333 and encodes 2732 amino acids. Gene Ontology annotation, cellular component: site of polarized growth; cell cortex. Gene Ontology annotation, biological process: cell morphogenesis. Lineage: Eukaryota; Fungi; Ascomycota; Sordariomycetes; Sordariales; Chaetomiaceae. The transcript has 2 exons.
GUCAAAAGUUAAACAGAACUUUGGCGUUGUGCUCGUUCUUGCAACCGCAUCCCUCUUGUACUUUGCUGUCGAGAUCCUGCGAUAUCGUGAUUACAAACUAUUAGGAGGAUCAUGCGAGUCGUGACCUCUGAACAAUGGCUCCGUCUCAGACGACGUUGCCAGAUCACGAGCCCUUGAAGUUCUCGCCUCGCACGGUUUCUCGACUCGACGAGGAGGAUGAAGACGACUGGCAAAAGACGAUACGCCCCGUAGCCUUGGGCUCUCGAAGUGUCGCCCACUCGCGCGAGUCGUCCAUAGAAAAGCUUCAGCGCCCCGACCUCAUCACACAGCUGCCGCCGCCUCGAUCGCAUGUGCCGUCGCGGAGCGCUCUCGGGGGAGUCAUAGAGCGCGUCGUGGACCCAAAAGCAUCCACCUACGGACACCACCGACAGACAUCCAUCGUCCAUGGCAUUGGGAUUCAUCAUUCUAGGAACGGGAGCCUCGCUAGUUCCUCUUCUAGCCCUCUUAGCCCGCAGAUGAUUGCUGCGGCUGGGGCUGGCCUUACGCCGGACAGGGCAGAAAUGCACUCUUUUCCCCGCCUCGACAGCGAUGCUGCUUCGCUAGGGCAACGACCACCAACCGCCCUCUCCGGGACCACCCUCGCGUCGAUGCCCAACAAUGUUCCCGAAAGGUCCUCCUCAGCCGCGGCCGGCGAGAUUGGUGGUGGUCAGAUGCCGGUGCGAGGGAAGAUGGAGAGGAGGCAUAGUGGCAAGUCUCGCCGCGACCACGCACCCCACCAUUCGCACUCUUCGCGCCACCACAAAGACGAGCAGAAAACAGUUGGCGAGUACGCCCUCCAUGUCUUGUUCACGUCUUUCAUCGCACAGGCAGAGGAGAAGUUGAACGAAUGCAUCACGGUCCCGUUCGAGCCGGAGCCACACGUAGAGCAGAUAUGCGGACCCGGAAGAGACCCUGGCUUCGAUCAGCUCAUCGUUGCCCUCGGUCACAUCGCUAAGCAGAAACCUAGACCGCUGAUUGACUCGAUGAUGCUCUGGAGAAAAAGCAAGAGCGAUGCGGCCAACGAGGCCCGAACCCAACUCCAGCAGUCGCGGAUCUACCCUCCUCCCGGACCGCUGCAGAGGCGUAACACAGAGCCGAUGCAGCCGGCCGUGGGGGGCGCCGCGCCAGACGGUCACCCGGGCGGCCAGAUGUCGCUAGCUGCAAAGCAGGAAUACGUUGCCCAGGCCGAGCGUCGCUCAACCGUCUCCAUCUACGUGCUCUGCCGCGUCCUUCUCGAGGUGUGGACGCAGAGCACGCUGGCUUCCAUCACUCCCGAAAUGGAGGACAAGCUCGAGAACAUCAUAUUCGGGCAGCUGAAGAUUUCCGAUACCGAGCAACUGAUGGUUUCGCCGCUAAAACUAUCCAAUUGGAACCUCUUUGCCCAGCUCAUGGGUGUCAUGAGCGAGAUCAGCUUCACCACCGUGACCGACCGCUUCGCUGCCGAUCUCGACCGCUCGUUGCAAGAGCUGAAUGCUAAGGGACCGGCCUCGUCGCCUCGGGAUCUCGAGAACAAGAUGGAGCUCGUGCUAGGAGGGAUGAAGCAUCUCCGCAUAAAGACCUCCCCAGAGGAUGCCUGGGACCGGUCUUGUGAGUUCCUGGCCUCCCUCGGGAAGCUGUUCAGCCGGUCCCACGGCCCCAAGGUAAAAUCAGCCUUCUGCCAGGUCCUCGAGAUGCUCGUGCUUCCCAUAGCCGCCAAGGCGACCAACAGCGACAUUGCCCAUCCGAAGUGGAACGAAGUGUUGGCUAUCGUUGGACCCCGGCUGGCGCAAAUGUUUGUUAAGCCGCGCCACUGGCAGUGCACCUUUCCCCUGACCGCUACCAUGUUGUGCGUUUCUCCGCCCGAUACGUUUGUUAGUCAGUGGUUGCAGUUGAUCUACCCGCUACAGCCGCGGCUCAAGGACCGUUCCACCCGGCCGCUCUGCUUGCAGGUUAUCUCGAGACUCGUGUGGACCUAUCUCUACCGCGCCAACGACAGCUCCUCGGGCAUGACCAGGAGGCUGGACGAAAUCUUGAAGACCGUUCUCCCUAAUGCUAAGAGGGCCUUGAUUGCCACAGAUACUGCCAUCAUCGACCCUCUCAUCCAGAUCAUCCGAUUCAUUGGUUAUAAACACCCGGAAUACUGUUUCCGAACCAUCAUCUUCCCUCUAGUCAAUGCCGAUCUCUUCACAUCGACGAACAGGGAGCUCAAGAUCGAGCAGCUUGACCCAGACCGGAUCGUCGUGGGGAUUCGGGCCUUCCUCACAAUCAUGUCGGAUCUUGAAAAGGGCGACAAGGGCCGGCCUCCAUUUCCGCAGUCGUAUGCCCCCCCGCCUCCCUUUCCCGAGCGUGUGCCCCCGACGUCACCCGUUUUCGGUUCACCGCAUGACCUUCCCUCCGUUGCCUGGGCGGCCCUGUCGGGCGGCGAGAGACUGUCCAAGCCAGUCUCGGUCUCCGCACUCUCCGAGAAUGUCAGGGACUACUACUCCCGAUUCUGCGAGAUCCUCGGCAAGAUCAGCAUCAUCUGCGACAACACAUUUGGCGGACAGGCUGCCCUCGACGAGAAAUUUGACAAGAUGGAAAAGUUCAACAGCCCGGGACCCAAAACACCCAUCACCGACACCUUCAACUUCUCGCGCCGGGACGACCACCCUAGCCCUCAUGACCAGAAACAAGCCUUCUACGAACUCCUUCAUGUCGCCGUUCAGGCCCUCCCGCGGUGUCUGUCAUCCGACAUACCCUUCAACACCCUCAUCAACCUUCUCUGCACCGGAACGGCGCAUGUCCAACACAACAUCGCAGAGUCGUCUGCGCAGUCGCUCAAGGCCAUUGCCCGCCAGUCACACGCUCAUCAAGUAACAAUGGGGUUUGCCCGCUUCAUCUUCAACUUUGAUGACCGCUACUCUACCAUGUCGGAUGGGGGUAUGCUAGGACCGGGGCACAUCGAGAAGACUCUCAAGCUAUACAUCGAGCUCCUCCACAUCUGGAUCGAGGAGAUCAAACAGAAAACCAAGAAUGCCGCAGAUGAGAGCGGCGAAUCCAGCGUCGCUGACAAGAGGAGCAUCAAACUCGACUUGUCCAGUGUCUGGGCAGAGGUCGACCAAGUGGAAGCACACGGACUGUUCUUCCUUUGUUCCCAGUCUCGAAGUGUGCGGUACUACGCCGUUAACGUUCUGCGCCUGAUCACCGAGUUUGAUGCGGUCCUGAGGAAGCCUAGCGGUCGCGAGAAGGACACACCAAGGCUCAUCGACAUUCUUGAAAAUGACUCGAUGCAGGUCAUGAGUUUCAACGACGAGCAGCUCUCCGUAGCUGAGCGGAGCAGGCUGCAGCGGGGGAUGCAAAACACGAACAGUCAAGGGGCCCUGAUCGAGCUCUGCACCAGCGAAGUUUCGUACGACACCACACUGUGGUUCAAGAUUUUCCCCAACUUCAUUCGUAUCGCCUUCGACAAGUGUCCGUUCGCCAUCACGCUAAGUCGCGAUCUCAUUUGCGAGAGGAUACUUCAGCUGUACAAGGUCAUCACGGUGCUGUCGGAGCCGCCGCGUGAACACCGAGGGCAGUUUUAUGCAGAACCUAGCAGUGCUCGCAUGACGGGGAAGACCCCGACGACACAUCCGGGUGUCGUGAUUGAGCAGUGGAAGCUCUACCUCGUUUUCGCCUGCACCACCCUGGCGGAUCCUGGUAGCGCUCAACCCAGCGGAGCACAGAACGGUCAGCAUGGGCGAACGGGAUCCAAGUCAUCUUCAGCGGCUGAAAAGAUUGGUUCGGCAAGAACGCUCUUCAAGUACCUCAACCCGAUGCUUUCUGCCUCAUCCGCGCCCAUUCGGGAGGCGGUUGUCAUAGCUAUGGGGUCCAUCAACAUCCACAUUUACCGCACGCUGCUCGAAGAGCUUCAAGGGCAGGUGUCCCGCUGCAACGAUGAUGCACGGCAACGCAUUCACCAGCGUACCAACAGCAGUCCGCGGCGCAACCGGAAGAUGGACAUCCUGCGAACCGAAAUCACGCAUGUGUACAAGCUCACGUCCCAUUUCCUGCGUGACCCUCAGGUCUACCAAGACGACUGGGUUCUGAACAAUCUAGUGGCAUAUACCAAGGAUCUGAAGAUCUUCCUAAUGGACGGCGAAGUUCAAAUGGAUUGGGAGUUCCAAAAACUGCGACGGCACUACUGCGGACUCAUGGAGGAGCUUUUCGAAGGAAUUAAUCGAACAAACGACCCGUCUCGGUGGAUGACAUUCGAAGCUCGGAAAUCAGCGUUCGCCCUAAUGGAGGACUGGUGCGGUUUCUCCCCCAACCAGCCACAGAUACGGCAAAGAGAGAACAAUAUGAGACAAUCCGUGAUCGACCAGAAGACCGCGGGCGAGCGAGGCACCGUGACGGCAGCCAUGGAAAUCGAGAAAAGAAAUCUGCGCACGGCAGCCCUGAGCGCCAUGGGGGCGCUCUGUGGCGGGCCCAUCAGCGCCACCACCGAGAGCGGCGCGUCCCUCCAGUUCGACGUUCGAAGGAUGCUGGCCUGGAUCGAGGCCAUCUUCAAUUCGGGGAGUGACCGCAUGAACGUGAUUGGUAAGAUGGCACUCAAGAACCUGAUAGUCCACAAUCAGGAAUACCCCUAUCUUCUCGAGCAUUGCAUCUCGAGAUGUUACCUCGCCGAGGCCCCGAAGAUGCUGGAGAGCUACUUCGGUGCGGUGACAGAAGUGCUGCAAGAGCAUCUCGACUACCCUAUUCCGUUUUGGAAGCUCCUCGGCCUUUGCCUAUUCAUGCUGGGCAAUGACCAGAGUACGAUCAGGUCGCAAGGCGCCCAUCUCUUGAAAGCGCUCGAGGAACGACAGCCGCAACCCCGAAGCUCCAAGAUCCAGGAUUUUGACAUCAGCAUAUCGGACAAAACCAAGGCGGUCUAUAAACUGGCUCAAUUUGAAAUAUCCAAGCGACUGGCAAAACAACACACGGAGCUGGCUUUCCACAUUUUCUCCGAGUUCACGUUCUAUUUCAAGGACCAGCAAGCCGGUGCCCAGAGGAACGUGAUCGCCGUUAUCCUCCCUUGGAUCCAAGCCGUCGAGCUCAAGGUCGAUCCAAACGGCGGGCCCAUUGCACAAUCAUAUGUCCUCCUAGCCAACCUACUCGAAAUCACGAUCAAAUCUAGCGCGGCUCUGCACAACGAGGUACAGGCGCUCUGGCAAGCGUUGGCCACGGGGCCACAUCCCGGAAACGUGCGGCUUGUCCUGGACUUUAUCAUGUCCUUGUGCCUAGAGCGGCGAGAGCAGAAUUUUGUCGAGUACGCGAAACAAAUCGUCGUCUUCCUCGCAAGCACAAACAGCACACCGGGAAACCGGGUGAUUGAGUUCCUGCUGCUUCAGAUCACCCCCAAGGCUAUGGUGCCUAACGAGAAGCGGGAGGCAAUCCCCCCUCCGCCCGACAUCAACGUGCUUCCCUACUGCGCGGACCUCUCGGAAGCUCUCCCCAUCGGCACCAAGCAAGCUGGAUUCUCUCUUGGUCAGCUAUCUCUCAUCCUGCUAGUUGACCUCAUGGUGGCGCCCGUCAGCCUCGCCGCGGACAACGUCCCGGUUCUGCUGCAGGUGGUCACCGUUCUCUGGGAUCAUUACACGCCGCUUGUUCAGGAGCAGGCCCGGGAAAUGCUGGUGCAUCUCAUUCACGAGCUCGUCAUCUCCAAUAUUGACGACAACACGCCGGCAGCCACCAAGCAGUGGAUCGAGAGUUUGAUCGAUGCCAUCCGACGCCACGACAGGUCUGUUGUGUGGGGCUACGAAGACAGCAACGGAAAGGUGGAUGGUCACGACAACAAGGUGCCUCCGAGCAUGGAAUAUCUCACGGCCGAGGUGGUCAAGACGUUUGAGCUCACUUUCCCCGGCAUCAAAGAUCAAUGGGGCAGGCUCUCACUUACCUGGGCGACUUCCUGUCCAGUUAGGCACCUUGCCUGCCGGUCCUUCCAAAUAUUCAGGUGCAUCCUGACAUCACUCGAUCAGUACAUGCUCGGAGACAUGCUCGCCCGUCUGUCCAACACCAUCGCCGACGAAGACACAGAGAUCCAGACGUUCUCGAUGGAAAUCCUUACCACGCUCAAAACACUGAUUGUGAAGGUCGAUGCCGACAAGCUUCUAGCUCUCCCUCAACUCUUUUGGACCACCUGCGCCUGCCUCGAGUCCAUCAACGAGUGUGAAUUCCUUGAAGGAGUCGAGAUGCUUAACGAGUUCCUCAACAAGCUGGACUUCCACUCCCCCACCGUACGGCGGCUGCUAUACGAUGGCCAACCGUCCAAGUGGGAUGGGCCUUUUGAGGGGCUGCAGCCCUUGCUGUAUAAGGGUCUGCGGUCGUCGACUUGUUACGACUUGACGCUGAAAACUCUCGAGAAGCUCAUCCAGCUGCCCAGCGACGCGUUGGUCGGCGAUGACAGUCGUCUAUUCUUCACCGUCAUUGCCAACCUCCCCCGCUUCUUACACACCAUCGACCAGCAGUUCCUCGACCGCGGGGUUGUGCAGACAGCCGAAACUCUCAUGGCGGCGGCAGACGAGCAGGGUUUGACGAGCGUGUCUGUGGUACUGGAUAAUUAUCUGGGAGCUAAAUAUCCUACUGGGAGCGACUUCGCGACGCAAAUGAUCGAGGCGCUCAGGGAGCGGUUUUUGCCCACACUGGACUGCCAAAUGAUCACCAUGCUAAUGGGGUUCCUCACCAAUGGGACUUCAUGGGUGAAGAUCAAGACGAUGCGAAUUCUACGCGUGAUCAUCCCCGAGGUGGACAUGAAGAAACCGGAGAUUGCCAGCCACGGCUCCGACAUGAUCUCGCCCCUCCUGCGACUGCUGCAGACGGAGUAUUGCAUGGAGGCGCUAGAGGUACUAGACAACAUCAUGACCAUGUCUGGGUCAUCUAUGGACAAGCACCACCUCCGCAUGAGCAUGACGCGGCCGACAUCGAAGGCGGUCAGAAAGGAGUAUGAGCGCACGCAGAGCCUCUUCGGCAUCCCGGAGCCGUCAGGAUGGGCGAUUCCUAUACCUGCGCGCAAGACAGACUCGACACGGGCCAAUAUUCAUGCUGCGUUCUACAUGUGUCAGAGUGACGAGGGGGUUGUCGCGCAGCCGGACAUGACACCCGAAGUGGAGUUCCACACGGACGACUUCCCCUACGGGUUCUUCCCUGGUUCGUUUGACAGGGCGGACACGAUGAUGUCGGACGACGGGCGAGUCGACGCGCCCAUGGGAGACCUUUUCUCCAAGCUCGACAGCCUGGACGACUUCUUCGAUGACGUGUCAACCAGCCCACCAAGCGACGGCCGAUCGUCGCGGACGGUGACUGAGUUCUCCCCGGACACGUUUGAUUCUGGCGCGCAGCUCUACGACGAGCAGAUCCUCCCAAUCCUGCACCAGGCAUCCAAUAACAGCAGCACGUCGUUCCAGAACGGAUUCGCAGACCGACCCAUCUUCAUGCCGCGCGAAGGGGGCGGGAACCCAGGAACGGCCAACAACACGAUGAACCCAGGCGCCUUUAACGUCGGCGUCGGCGGCGGCGGCGGCGGCGGCACACCCAAUAACAAUAACCAUAACCACAGCCACAGCCACCAAAACAACGGCAACAACAACACCACCAACAACUCCAACAACGGCAACAACAUCGUCACCACCACCAUCACCCCGCCCAACCGGCCCGGCCUGCACGCGCGCUCCAUCACCUCCCCCUCCGCGCCCGCAUCCUACCACGCACAACUAGCCGCAACAUCAUCAUCAACAAGCGACUUCACGUCGGACGACGAGUUCCCCGAGGACGUCUUCUCGGACGGCGACGACGAGCGGCCCAGCACGGCCAACGGCGACGGGUCCGGCGGCGGCGGCAGCGGCAGCGGCGGCAGCGGUAGCGGCUCCGGCGGCUCCUUCUUUCUCGAGAACGUCAUCCGCCCCCUCACCCAGGGCACCCGCUCCCGCAUGCGCCGCAUGACGGGCGGGCGGUCGCGUGAUGGUGGGUUUCCGUUUCAUCCUUCACCGCAGCAGGCGCAGUUGCAGUUGUAUGUGGGGCAGGGUGGUGGUGGUGCUUCUGGUCAAGGUGGGCAAGGUGGGCAAGGUGGUCAGGGUGGCCAGAGUGGUCAGGGUGGUGGGCAGGGUGGGCAGGGUCAGGGGCUGUAUCAGUACCAGCUCAGCCCGGCGUCGUCGGUUACGGUGACGUCUCCGUCGACUGCGGGUGGCGGGCCCGGGUCGCUGUCGGCUUCGCCUCAGCAGCAAUCAUCGUCGCAGCAAGGGCAGCAGCAGCAACAGCAGCAAGGACAGCAGGGUGGCGCGAGGAUGAAGGGGACGGGGGAGUUUUUGCAGUUGGGGCAUUGAGUGAGGGUGUGAUGUUGUUUUUUGUCUGGCUUUUCUCAUAUCGUCUUGAACUUGAAGGGGG